Messenger RNA from Auxenochlorella protothecoides, 240 nucleotides. Its product is annotated as Isoleucine-tRNA ligase. Gene Ontology annotation, cellular component: cytosol. The coding region runs from base 1 to 240 and encodes 79 amino acids. Gene Ontology annotation, molecular function: isoleucine-tRNA ligase activity; ATP binding. Lineage: Eukaryota; Viridiplantae; Chlorophyta; Trebouxiophyceae; Chlorellales; Chlorellaceae. The transcript is spliced from 2 exons. Gene Ontology annotation, biological process: isoleucyl-tRNA aminoacylation. The record is from RefSeq and is a predicted model, not a curated record.
AUGCGUGCCAACUCGGUGGUGCGGGAGCCCCAGAUCCAAGCGUUCUGGGAGGAGAAGGGGGUGUACCAGAAGCUGUCGCGGAACAACCCUGGGGAAGUGUACACGUUGCAUGACGGGCCGCCCUACGCAAACGGCGACUUGCACAUGGGACAUGCACUGAACAAGAUCCUCAAGGACAUCGUGAACCGGCAUCAGCUGCUCCAGGUAUGGCGAGCAGAGCAGGCUCUGCUCAUCACAUGA